Molecule: messenger RNA, 1237 nt
Organism: Rhinolophus ferrumequinum (greater horseshoe bat)
Lineage: Eukaryota; Metazoa; Chordata; Mammalia; Chiroptera; Rhinolophidae
Gene: PROK1
Product: prokineticin 1
Exons: 3
Coding region: 52-369 (105 amino acids)
Source: RefSeq, a predicted model, not a curated record
GAAGCGAGAGGCAGCGGAGUGGACAGUGUUUUGCCUUCACUCCAAGUGACCAUGAGAGGUGCCACGCAAGUCUCCGUCAUACUCCUCCUGGUGAUGGUGUCCGACUGUGCCGUGAUCACGGGGGCCUGUGAGUGGGAUGUCCAGUGUGGGGCAGGCACCUGCUGUGCCAUCAGCCUGUGGCUCCGUGGCCUUCGAAUGUGCACCCCGCUGGGGCGGGAAGGAGAGGAGUGUCACCCUGGCAGCCACAAGAUCCCCUUCUUCAGGAAACGCCAACACCAUGCCUGUCCCUGCUUGCCUAACCUGCUGUGCUCCAGGUGCCAAGACGGCAGGUAUCGCUGCUCCACGGACUUGAAGAACAUCCACUUCUAGGAGCGUGUCUGGUCUCAGGAUCCUCUCUGGGCCUGUUCCUGAGCACAGCCUAGGUGGUGUCUUACAGACUUAUUUUGUUUCUGCCUGUAGCCCAGCUCUUCCCUCCACUCCCAGCUGUCCUCGUCCCGACCACCCCCACCCCCCACCUCCUACCUCGGUCACUCCUUCUAAGCACACGCACGUGCACACAUGCAGCCACACACCACCAGGUGACAUGGUCCUCCAGGCUGGCCUGAGGGUGUCCCAGCUGUGGCUGUGGUCGUGGAGGUAGUCUGACCAGUUCUCUUCCUGCUUAGGCUGCCUGAGGUGUUGUAAGUAAUAGGAAGGGUAUACUGUUCCCUUGUUCCCACCUCAUUCAGCUUCUUCUCCUCAGAGGUGACCUGUCCCCCUCACUGGGCCCGCCUCUCUCCCGCCCAGCACGGGCCCUUCUGCCGGAAUCUGACAUCUGGAGCAUGGGCCCCUUGGGCUGUCCUUGGAGUCUCAGGGCCUGGCCCUGCCUGAGCCUCUGACAAUCAGCCUUGGAAUUGUCCAUCGUCCUUUGCACUACUUGCUCCUUAUUUUUAGGCUCCAGGCCUGAGGUCAGCCCUUCCCGGAGGGUGAUAGACAAUGACCUCGUGUCCUGUGUGAGGAGCCAGGGAGACCCGUCGGCCUUCGGAUGGUGACCUGCUCACUAGACCAGAAUUGCAGGGGCUCCAGGGCCCCUUCUCUUACAUUUUACCUGUUAACCAGGGAAGCCCCCAAUUCCCACUGCUUCCCCAUACAGGCAAAUGGUGGGAUUCAAUUGAAUGAGCUGCUGACAUUUUAGAAGGCAAUUAGGGAGUUACAGCUUCUUUCCAAGGAUUGGCCCCCGAGAGCAGGUCUAUGACCU